AUGCAGUUCAAAUCCUUUAGCUAUCUUUUCCUCCUCACUGCUCUUCCCUCCGCACUUGCACAGAGUUUCGGGACAUGUACGGCUACGAACCAGCUCGCUGGAGAAUGUAUAAAAACCUCCACCUGCAGUGAUCAAGGCGGAGUUUCAGACCCAGCAAACCUCUGCCCUGGUGACGAUACCAUCCAGUGCUGUACUUACGGUACCUGCAAGAACGGCGCUGGUGUAGCGGGUACUUGUCAGCCAACCUCGACUUGCAAGGGUACACCAGACCCAGGCAACCACUGCCCCGGCCCGCAAAACAUCCAAUGUUGCACCGGGAAUGGCCCCAACCCACCGAGCGAUGGCGGCAAUUUGCCUGGACUUGACGCCACGCAAUCCCGCCAUGCCCGUACCAUCAUUGCAGUGGCCCGGGAGUAUGGCGUCGGCAAUCGCGGCUGCCAAGUUUCCAUCGUGACAGCAAUGCAAGAAUCCAGGAUCAGGGUCCUGGCCAACCCCUCCGUCCCCGAUUCAAACAAGUACCCCCAUGACGGCACCGGCAGUGACCACGAUUCUGUCGGGAUCUUUCAGCAGAGACCACAAUUCUGGGGUACUGUGAAGGAUUGUAUGGACCCCAAAACAAGCGCUGGCAAGUUCUUCACUGCAUUGAAGAAGGUCAACGGCUGGGAGAGGAUGGAGAUUGGAAGGGCAGCGCAGAGUGUGCAGAGGUCCGCCUUCCCUGACGCCUACACCAAGCAUACUCCGCUUGCGAAAGGUGUUUGCGAAGCCGGGGGUAUUUGA
Messenger RNA from Tuber melanosporum (Perigord truffle), 777 nucleotides. RefSeq lists its product as uncharacterized. The transcript has 2 exons. The record is from RefSeq and is a predicted model, not a curated record. Bases 1 to 777 code for a protein of 258 amino acids. Lineage: Eukaryota; Fungi; Ascomycota; Pezizomycetes; Pezizales; Tuberaceae.